This is a messenger RNA of Nematolebias whitei (Rio pearlfish), 804 nucleotides long. Its product is annotated as somatomedin-B and thrombospondin type-1 domain-containing protein. Lineage: Eukaryota; Metazoa; Chordata; Actinopteri; Cyprinodontiformes; Rivulidae. The transcript has 5 exons. Bases 1 to 804 code for a protein of 267 amino acids. The record is from RefSeq and is a predicted model, not a curated record.
AUGAUGGGAACGAUGGGAGCGCACGGACGGAGCUCGGCUCGUCUCGGUUUGCUCCUUUGCGGAUGUGUGGCGUUUCUCUUCAGUGAGCUCGUCCCACCGAGCGAGGCCGGCUGCGGGCAGAGGGACAGCCCGAACUGCUGCAGCGGCCGGGAUAACGAGUGUGUGGCGCGCACGAGGAGGAGAACAGCGUGCUACUGCGACAGCUACUGCCAGAAAACCAGAGACUGCUGCGAGGACUACCAGCACGUGUGCCAGAUAUCUGCAGCCAUUGACUGUAAUGUGGGAUCAUGGGGCCCUUGGUCGUCAUGUUCAUCCCCAUGUGGAGUUGGUACCAAGGAGAGGAGUCGCCAAGUAUCUGUUCCCCCCAGAAAUGGAGGCACUCCUUGUCCCGACCUCAAACAACGGCGAGGAUGUUUCGGCAACAACGUCAUAUGCAGCAACGCAAAAGAGGUGGCAAAGAUCCUGCCUGAUUCUUUCAAGAGGAACUUCAAGGACCCGUGGAGGCGACCACACAUGCUGAUGAAGGAGAAAAAGGACAGUUACUGCGUGUACCUGCGAGUGAAGCAGGCCAGCGUGCCGUGCAAACUCAAACUGUGGAGCGCUCAGUUGGUGAAGGAGCGUCUGGUCUGCGCAGAGUGUCAGAGUGACGCCAUGUCCAAGUCCGACCGCUGCGCAGGUGAUGGCCUGGACAGCACUAGAACGUUUUGGACGGCAGCUUCAGCUCCUGGUUGUCAUGGUUCCUGGGUGCGAGAGCUAUCUUCUGAACGUUGCCAAUGUCCUCCCUACUCUGUCCUCUUCGUUUGA